Sclerotinia trifoliorum is the source of this 1521-nucleotide messenger RNA. Lineage: Eukaryota; Fungi; Ascomycota; Leotiomycetes; Helotiales; Sclerotiniaceae. The record is from the annotation of a GenBank genome assembly.
GCCUCAGUAAGAUAAGGUCAACAUCUAAACAACGCAAGGCCGCCGAGUCGAGAACUUUAAGAAAAAAGUCGAACUUCGUGGAUAAAAACAAAGGACUAAAGCCACUAAAAGGAGACGUUGUGUUCUUGCGUACAAUCAAAACUCAAACGCAGAAUAAGUUUUAGCACAAAAUCACGCGUUCCUGACCAUAUUGCAAGGACCGUUCCGUUGCAUACAAGUGUUUGCAAUCACAAGGGUUCUGGUUGAGAAGGGUACUGCUCCAAGCUUUAUUCGGACUCGUAAAUCUGUGUCUAUAACAUUAUGUCGAAUACACUUGAUCCUCUUGUCGCGAAGGUGCUUGAUCACGCCGAUUCUGACGAUGAAGAUGCUGUGAGUGUUCAUUUUUAUUUUCAGGUCAUCCAUUCACUCUACUUGCUGUUAUGUAACUCUAAGAGUUAUGGUAGUGAGAAACACAUCCAUUUGGUGGUUGAAGGACAAGACUCUUUCCUACUCAACCUCAUUCCCAAAUAUCCAGUCACCUGUCUACUCACAUAUUCCAUAACCCACCAAGCACCUAAGCACCUACAAACUUUCCCCCCUCCAAUCUUCUGACACUUCCCCAUCAGCUCAUCGCCUCCCUCGAAGAAGAUCCCGCCGUAGACGCCUUCCGCGAACAACGGAUCCAACAACUGCACUCCGAAUUCACUCGCGCCAAAUCCCAAAAAACCCAAGGUUUCGGAAACUACACCGAGAUCAAAGAGGAAAAGGCCCUAAUGGACUUAACCACCGAGGUCAAAUACGCCGUCGUACAUUUCUCCAAAAGCGAUUUUGCACGAUGUGGCGUUAUGGAUACCCAUCUUUCUGUAUGUUUCAUUUCCCCUUUGUGAUAUCUAUCUUAAAGACUAAACUCACUAUGAUACUAGACACUAGCGCCCAAACAUCUCGAUACCAGAUUCCUGAAGAUUGAUGUAGAGAAUGCACCUUUCCUCGUUACGAAGUUAAACGUCAAGAUCCUACCGUGCGUCCUGGUAUUUAUAGACGGACGAUCCGUAGAUAGGGUAGUUGGGUUCGAGGGCUUGGGAUACACGCCCGAUACAUUCACGACGAAAGAUCUAGAAGCAAGACUCCUAGCCUCAGGCGGGAUAAAACGUCAAACUACCUCUGGCACUCUGUAUCUUGACAAGAAAGCCAAGAAGCAAGAAGAGGAAGAAGACGACGACUGGGAUGAUUGAGGCGAGAGAACGCCAUUUGAGUAGCGAGAGCUAGUACAUAUUAUUCAACUAGAUGCCGGAUUACCAUGAAAGGGCGUUCCCCUCUUGAAAGUCAAUCACAUUUCCGACGCCCCAUGACGAUCGAUCUUAGUUUGAUCAUAUAGGGAUCUCUGGACUGAAGGAGAUCGUCAUUCAUGAUAGAUCUGAAAGUUCGGAGAUAAUUUCGGCUGAUAUAGAUGUUCAUGCUUAGGAAGUAACUUUCUAGCCUGUACCUAGACAAUAUUUCUAAAUCACGAAUUUCAGGGAAUAUGUGAAGAGGAUUUGAUUUCUG